Molecule: messenger RNA, 1679 nt
Organism: Thamnophis sirtalis
Lineage: Eukaryota; Metazoa; Chordata; Lepidosauria; Squamata; Natricidae
Product: TNF superfamily member 13b
Biological process (GO): positive regulation of B cell proliferation; immune response
Cellular component (GO): membrane
Molecular function (GO): receptor ligand activity; tumor necrosis factor receptor binding
Source: RefSeq, a predicted model, not a curated record
GCCAAAUGUUUGCAUUGCACAGAAUGAGAAGUAGCUGAAGUUUCUACUUGGCUUUAAUAACAGUCAUGAAAUCUAUGAAUUUCCCGCGAGAAAAAGGCAAUACCUUCACCACUUGUGGGUCUUCCUCCUCUUCCUCUCCUUCUGUUAAUGGCUUUGAUUGCAAAGGGCUCCUAUUCAUCUUUCUUGGACUUGCAGUGUUUGUCUCCUCUUGCCUGGCGGCCGCAUCUCUUUACUAUGUUGUUGCACUAAAAACAGAACUAGCAGUCCUCACUAGCAAGCUGAAUGGCAAGAAUCAGGCAAGGAAUUCAUUUCCCCAGCUUGUGGAGCCCUUGGGAGAAACCAAGGCAGCCAGCCCUUUCAUUCCAUACUGGAAGGUGGCCAAUGCAGUUUCCAGCCAGGGCAUUGUUUGGGGAUCACAUCGAGGAAACCGAAACAUAAUGUGGACUGGAGACAGCCAUAGAGGGAAAAGAUCCCCCUCUCAGAGAGGAGAAACAGUACUACAGUCAUGUCUGCAAUUGAUGGCUGACAGCAAAAGUACCAUUCGGCAACAUGAUGACUCAAGUAUAGUUCCCUGGCUUCUUAGCUUUAAAAGAGGAACAGCUCUAGAAGAACAUGGAAAUAAAAUACUGGUCAGAGAAGCUGGCUACUUCUUCAUAUAUGGUCAGGUUUUAUAUACAGAUGAAAUGUUUGUAAUGGGACAUUUGAUUCAGAGGAAAAAAGCCCACGUCGUUGGAGAUGAUCUCAGUCUGGUUACAUUAUUUCGUUGCCUGCAAAACAUGCCUGAAACCUCUCCUAACAAUUCUUGUUAUACCGCUGGUGUUGCUAAAUUAGAAGAAGGAGAUGAACUUCAGCUUACCAUACCACGGACAAGUGCCAAAAUAGUCUUGAAUGGAGAUGUCACAUUUUUUGGUGCAGUCAGACUUUUGUGAAAGUCUUUUUGAUGUAUUAAUUAUAUAGUUUUUUCCAGCGCACCGAUAUUUCAGGAAUUAUGAAAUAAUUUGAAAUCAUUAUGUGGUUUUCUUGUAUAUUACCUCUUUAGUAAGUUGAAUGAUGGAUAUAAAAAAAAGAUAUUAACUUAUUCAGAAAGAGGAAAUCCUACUCAUGCUUGUCAUGCACUACCCUCCCAUGUGUGGAUUACCAGAAAUGAAACUUUUAUUGUGAAAAUAUAAAUAGUCUCAUUACAUAGGAAGAGUUGAACUUUUGCUGCAUCAAUUCUGAAGUUCAAAGUCUGUUCCCAAGAGGUCAUCCUUCUGAGCCCAACAAAGUCACGGACAAGACAAAGUGUAAAUAUCUCAACUUUCCCUACAUUUUCCCCAAGCAGCUGCAACUGGAGAAUCAAGACUCGCUUCAUGCAGUCUGCAGAAGAGGAAGCAAGAAAUCAUGCUGCACUUGAACAGCAUCAAGUGUCCUACAGAGAGCAACAAAAAUAUGAACUACAUCAUGCAGGAAGUACAUGAUUCCUCUUUAGGACACACCUAAACAUGGUUUCAAAUAUGAUCAUGAAUCAAAAUAAUGUUUAUAUGAUUCUUAUGCAAGUAACUAUAUCAGGAUGUUACAUUUAAAGGGCUAAGCAAGCAAUGCAGUGUAUAUUUUAUUUAUCCACCCACCUAUCUUAUUUACUAAUAAUCUGCAGAUAAUUCUUGAAAAGAAUAGAAUAGUUGGAAGGUACAUUAGAGGUC